GUGCGAAUCGUGUCACGCGCGUUCCGCCGACGUCCGCCCGCCCACCAGCCUGUCUGCCGCCGCAAACGCCUCGCACCAGUUAAAUUUGAUCGGUUCGCGAUAUUAUAAUAAUAAUUGUUAUCACAAUAUCAAAUACCGUACAGUAAUAAUAAUCGUCACUAUACUAAUAUACCGUACAACCGUCGCCAGAGGAACUGCAAGAAGAGAUGACUAACGAUAUGGAAGUCGGCAAUAAAUCAUUUCAUCUCCGGUGGAAUAAUCAUUUGGAAAAUUUACGCGCCUUGUUCGAAUGUCUAUUUAACGAACAAAUUCUUGUCGAUGUAACAAUUGCUUGUCAAGAUGGCCUAUUAAGGGCGCAUAAGCUAAUCUUGUCUGCGUGCAGUCCAUACUUUGAGACAAUUUUUCAAGAAAAUCCGUGUAAACAUCCUACGGUUAUAAUGAGAGGUGUUACUUUACAUGAGAUGCAGAGUCUGUGCCAGUAUAUGUAUGUAGGUUCCGUUGAAGUACAAGAAAACAGUUUGAGUUCUCUUUUAAAAGUCGCUAGAGAGCUACAAAUUAAAGGUUUGUCAGAAAAAACUGUAUCCAACGAUCAACCGAAACAUAAGCCAACAUUCAAUUAUACACCAAUUAAAUCAUCUGAAACUUCCGACCAAGAUGCUAGUAAUAAGUUUGAAAUGACAAAUGGUAGCACCAGUUCAAUUGAAACCGAUUCCAGGACAUUCCAAGUACCAUGUGAAGAUGAUUCGUCAGAUAAUAAUACAUCUUUCGAGCACUCAGCUAUGUUAAGCCCACAAGUUAUGAUGGAUGAGCAUACGGACGAAAACAAACCCACAAUAUUGUCGCAACCCAAGUACCAGCCGACCCAUGUAGAUUUUCAAGCCUUUUUGGAGGCCCAAAACAAAGUUAACCUAACCGGCUCUGUCGAGUGCCCAACGUGCCAACGGACAUUCCUGAAUAAACAAAACUUGAGGCGUCAUAUGCAAACCCAUUCCGGACUGAAACCACAUCAAUGUUCAUUUUGCAAUCUGUCGUUUUUGAGACUAUCACAUUUGCAACGUCACCACAGGACACAUACUGGAGAACGACCAUUCAUGUGCACAGAGUGUCCAAAGAGUUUCUCGAGGUCAGACAAGUUAAGAUAUCACAUUAUGCAGCAGCACGCCACCAUGGCUCACCUUCCUGGACCUAAGCAGAGAGGUAGACCAAAAAAGUUUGAUUCGCCACCCAGCAACGUGGAUGUGACAAUGGUAGCAAAUAUUCAAAAUUUUGAAGAGCAAUGUGUUCCAGCACCUGUGCAGGAGUUACAAGAGCCAUUGAAUUUGGCUCAUUAGAUCUCUAAACAUCUUUGAAAUGUUUUUUUUUUCUUUUUUUGUAAAUUUUUUGUUCAAAUUAUUGUGUUCUUUACUUAUAAUUUAUUUUAGCGUGUUUGGUUUAAUUCUCAUGUAAAUAAUUAAUGAGUUAAAUUAUAGAUUGUAUAAACUAAAGAUAGAUGCCACCAUUUAGAUAGUGCAUCAUUUAGCAAAUCUAUUUUAUUGAUUUUAAAAAUUGUCUACUUGUAAAUUUGGGUUUUAAAAUCUAAUGCUAUUAUAUGAAGAAUAAAUAUUAUAUAAGUACAUCAUAUUAUACAGUAUUAAAUGUAGGCUUUUCACGGAUGGAUCCAAGGGUUUAAGCUCAUACAAUACAUACAUAUAUACGCAUUUCCAUGAUUAUUUAAUCUAAUUAAUAAAUUACCUAUACAGGUAAUUAACUAAAUUAUAUAUUACAUUAUUUCUAAAUGAUAAUUUAACAAUAAAUGCGAGCAAUGAAGUUGGUACUUAUAUUUUAUUUAAAAAUAUACAAAAUAAAUAUUUGUGUGUCUUACACUCAAAUGAAUGCAACCCCUGAGAGAGUUUUGCUCUGGAUCUGUCUCUAUCGUGUUCUGUUUAUAGUUUAUUUAAUUUAUGUCAUUUGGCAUAAAUCUAGCAUCUAUCAACAGGGCACGAUAGAGACAGAUCCAGAGCAAUUAAGUUUUUAUGGAUAUUCUGGAUCACAUAAAACACUUUUACUGUAAUUACAACAACUUAUACGUAUUGUAUUAUAGAUUUUUUUAUUUACCAUGAUGUAGUUGUAGUAUCAUUGUGUCAAAAAAUAAUUGUGUAAUUUUACCGUUUGAAUUUCUUAUCGACAAUUUUGUAUUUUAUAUUUAGUAUUUAGUCCUAAAAACAUACAUAUUUCUCUUACUAAUGACUAAAGUAUAUCACAAUAUUGUUACUCCAACUUAACCAUAUAAUUACAAAUCACAAUCAAAACUACACAUAAUCUGGUAUUGUUUGUCUCCACUCUUUGAAUUUGGAUUAUUUUUUAUUGUUAGUUGUAUUUUACAUAAUGAUAAACUGACA
This is a messenger RNA of Rhopalosiphum maidis (corn leaf aphid), 2378 nucleotides long. RefSeq names its product zinc finger protein 572-like. Gene Ontology annotation, cellular component: nucleus. The transcript has 6 exons. Gene Ontology annotation, molecular function: protein binding. The record is from RefSeq and is a predicted model, not a curated record. Gene Ontology annotation, biological process: regulation of transcription by RNA polymerase II. Bases 207 to 1331 code for a protein of 374 amino acids. Lineage: Eukaryota; Metazoa; Arthropoda; Insecta; Hemiptera; Aphididae.